This is a messenger RNA of Oryctolagus cuniculus (rabbit), 1734 nucleotides long. It is a transcript of the gene DLEU7, whose product is annotated as deleted in lymphocytic leukemia 7. Lineage: Eukaryota; Metazoa; Chordata; Mammalia; Lagomorpha; Leporidae. The record is from RefSeq and is a predicted model, not a curated record.
UUCACACCCCCACCCUCUGGCGUAAGUGGUCAUUGGCAGGCAUCCUUCAAAGGAGAUGGGGGCGGGGUAUCUCUGAUAGACGCAUCUGCACAAAGCAGCACGUUUUCCCAUCAAAGCCCUGGAGAGGAGAAAGAAACACCGCUCAGCACUUGGCUGAUUUUCAGGUGCACACGGAGCAGCGCAUCAAGCAGCCUUGGGUCAGAACAAGCGGAUUCGGAGUCGAAGCGAAUGCAGGGGCCAGCGCGGGUCAGGGACUGCGGGCCGGGGGCGGUGCCGGCCACACACGCGGAGAGAAGCCGGGGCCCAGGAUCCGCGGGUUAGGAAAUGUGACCCUGGCGACCCCAAACGCCCCCGCCUCCCUCGCUGCCGCUCCACCUGCACGCGGAGCGCGCGGAGCCGCUGGUGGAAGCAAUGGCCAGCCCCGCGCCCUUAGUGGCCUCCAUUAGUCACCAAAUGGUGGCUCUGCAGACCCUGCAGCUGCUGCAGCAGGAAUGGGGCUGGGGGGACGGGCCGGGCGCCCCGGGGGGCUCACGCGACCCGGACCACGUGUUGGCCGCUCCUGUCCGCCGCUCAGGCCCGCUGAGGGCCCAGCUGGGGCCGGAGCUGGGGAUGGAGGGCGGGGCCGUGGGGGCCGGGGCGCGGGCGAGCUCCCCGGAGGUGGAGGUGGAGGGGGGCGCUGAGCUGCUGCCCCUCCCCCGGGACCGCGGGCCCUGCACCCUGGCGCGGAUGGCGAUGCGCAGCGCGCUGGCCCGUGUGGUGGACUCGACCUCCGAGCUGGUUAGUGUGGAGCAGACGCUGCUGGGGCCACUCCAGCAGGAGCGGUCCUUCCCCAUCCACCUGAAGGACAGUGUUGAGUUUAGAAACAUCUGCAGUCAUCUGGCUCUACAAAUCGAAGGACAGCAGUUUGACAGAGACUUGAAUGCUGCCCACCAGUGCUUGAAGACCAUAGUCAAGAAGCUGAUCCAGUCCCUUGCCAAUCUUCCUUCGGAUGCCCACAUGGUGGCCUGUGCAUCCUUGAGACAGAUCUUGCAGAAUCUCCCAGACGUGUGAGUGGUAAAGACUUCGGCAUGAAAACCACAGUUAGCACUGUUAAGAGGACUGGAUACCUUGCCUUCCUAACUGAGUCAGUAGACAAUGGAUGUUUGUAUUACCAACCAGGAGACUUGAUAGCACAGGUAGCAGUCAGACACGCUGCUGGUCUAGUCUUCAGAACGACAGCAUGUGAGUGGACAUUUUGUAAAGCAGUAGGUCACAUUUUUAAGUAUGUUGACCUAUUUUCUGACUUUCUGAAAUCUAUUCCACUCUGGAUUAUAUAUGGACAUACUUGUAUUGAUUAAUUCAUACUGUUAGUUUUGAUCAAAUGACACCUUACUCUAUAUUCAUAUUAACAUAGACCUAUAAGGUUUAAUAUGGUUAUUUAUAUGAUUAAAGCUGCAUGGUUCUUAAACUUAUCUUGAAUGAAUGGGAUAUUUGACCACUGAGAUGUUCUACUUACUGAGUACUUCGUUUUAUGUUAUGGGAGCAGUCUUUAGCUGUAGGACCACAUGUGUCAGUAAUUAGGAGUUCCAGUCCUGGCAUUAAUAACUUACUGUUGGGCAGGAAGAGUGGCUUCCAAACCUUGUGCUUUCAUGAAAUGACUUGUAAAUUUAACAUGAUAAUGAGCUAUGAAGUACCAAGGAUAUAUGAUAUGUAAAUACAAAGUACAGUGUUAUUAAAGUCUCAUGUGGAAACAUC